Messenger RNA from Populus trichocarpa (black cottonwood), 1324 nucleotides. Its product is annotated as protein FAR1-RELATED SEQUENCE 3. Gene Ontology annotation, biological process: regulation of DNA-templated transcription. Gene Ontology annotation, molecular function: zinc ion binding. The transcript has a single exon. The record is from RefSeq and is a predicted model, not a curated record. NCBI's taxonomy places the organism in Eukaryota, Viridiplantae, Streptophyta, Magnoliopsida, Malpighiales, Salicaceae. The coding region runs from base 140 to 1138 and encodes 332 amino acids.
AGUAUAGCUACUCACUGAAAAUACUCUAAAAAACAUUCUAAAAUCUCUUGGGCCUGGAUCGGGCUCUAAGCAAACCACCCAAAAUCCAUACUUGUAGUGGUUGGGGUAGGAAAUUUGUAAAUAGUGAAGAAGGAAAAGGAUGAGAAUGAUCGAGUGGCUUCAAGCUAUGUAUAAUGCUCGCCAACAGUGGGCACCAGUUUAUUUUCGUAACACCUUUGCUGCCCUUUCUUCAUAUCAUGGUAUCAGCUCCUUCUUUGAUGGGUAUGUGAAUCAACAGACCACAAUACCUUUGUUCUUUAAACAGUAUGAACUUGCGCUCGAACAUUCUCUGGAAAAGGAAAUAGAAGCAGCCUACGAUACAAUUUGCACCGCUCCUGUACUUAAGACGCCAUCGCCAAUGGAACUACAGGCUGCAAAUAUUUAUACCAAGGAAGUAUUCGCAAAGUUUCAGGAAGAACUAGUUGAAGCUUUUGUAUAUACAGCAAAUAAGAUCGAGCGAGAUGGGAUGGCCACCAAGUACAGGGUUGCAAAAUAUGAGCAUAAUGACAGGGCAUGCAUAGUGACGUUGAGCACAUCUGAGAUGCAAGCAAGUUGUAGCUGCCAGAUGUUUGAAUAUUGUGACGUUCUUUGUAGACAUGUAUUGACUGUCUUCACUGUAACAAACGUUCUUACCCUUCCGUCCCAUUACAUAUUGAAGCGAUGGACAAGGAAUGCAAAAACUUGGAUUGGGUCAGAGGAACAGAGUGCAGAUUCACAAGGUCUUGAUGCUCUGACCUCUCGCUUUAACAAUCUGUGCCUUGAAGCUAUUAAAUAUGUAGAGGAAGGUGCAAUUGCCAUUGAGACUUGCAAUGCAGCGAUAAGUAAUUUAAAAGAGGGUGGAAAAAAGAUUGUUUCUGUGAAGAAAAGCGUUGCUAAAGUCGAACCUCCUAGCUCGCAUGGCAGUGGAAAUAAUCAAGAAGAAAACAACAAGAAAACCCCUACUACUCCUCGUGAAAUGAUCCCGUCAUUGUGGCCUUGGCAGAAUGCUAUGCCACCUCGGUUUAAUCUUAAUGAUGGGUCCAUGACUUUGACACCAGCUGGUGAAGUGGCUGCCAUCAACUUGAAGGUAUACUCGUCUUCUCUUUUAAUGAGCUCUUGACUUUGGUAAACUUAACCAUUACACUGUUUUUCAGAAUUUCUCUCUAGCCAUUUACACUUUGUUUGCUUGAAAUUGAUGCCAAUUGUGCUAUUUGGAAGCACCCCACCCGCUUCUUCUGCACAAGGCUUGCAUAUUAUUUCACAGUUGUAGCUAUGUCCAAUGAAGUUUUAACUGUUAUUUAGUUCA